AUGAAUUGCGUGGACGAGAACUGCCCGAUUCCGAGCAAGUUCCACGAAAUGGUUAAGAGCCCAAGCGCCUGUUCGCGAGUUCACAGCAUCGACGUGAUCCUAGGAUUUGCAAAGGAUCAAUCCCUGCUCAACUCUGCACCCCUCUCUUCCAAGUCCCUGCAAGAGACGGGGGAGUCCCAGCAGACUGACCGCUACAGCCACGUCCCUUCGCUGGGCUCGGCUCGGCCUCGCACGCUUGACGAUUCCGGGCUGUUCCUGAGCAAAUGCAGAGAGGAUCUGGGUGAGUUCAGCAGCGCUACCGUACGCCAGGAGGAAGCGGCUCAGGACAUGGACGAAGAGCCGCCAAAGAAGAAGCACCGAAGAAACCGAACGACCUUCACCACCUACCAGCUGCACGAGUUGGAGAGAGCGUUCGAGAAGUCGCACUACCCCGAUGUGUACAGCAGGGAGGAGCUGGCCAUGAAGGUCAACCUGCCGGAGGUCCGGGUGCAGGUAUGGUUUCAAAACAGGAGGGCAAAGUGGAGAAGGCAAGAGAUCGAGGCCAGCACAAUGAAGUUGCAUGAUUCUCCCAUGCUGUCCUUUAACAGACCGCCGAUGCCCUCCAGUGUUGGACCCAUGAGCAAUUCCCUCCCACUGGAUCCCUGGCUGACGUCUCCCAUUUCAAAUGCAACCUCCAUCCACAGUAUACCUAGCUUCAUGGGGGCACCUCAAGGCUUGCAGACCAGUUACUCGGGUCACACAUUCUUAAAUUCCCCUCCGCCAAUGGCCCAGACAAUGCAGUCCAUGGACCUCCCGACCUACCAAUGCGCCCAAACAUUUGUAGACAAAUAUCCUUUGGAAGAUGCAGACCAGAGAAGUUCCAGCAUUGCCUCCUUAAGAUGA
Messenger RNA from Pristis pectinata (smalltooth sawfish), 882 nucleotides. It is a transcript of the gene rx1, whose product is annotated as retinal homeobox gene 1. Gene Ontology annotation, molecular function: DNA-binding transcription factor activity, RNA polymerase II-specific; RNA polymerase II cis-regulatory region sequence-specific DNA binding. The record is from RefSeq and is a predicted model, not a curated record. Gene Ontology annotation, biological process: positive regulation of transcription by RNA polymerase II. Lineage: Eukaryota; Metazoa; Chordata; Chondrichthyes; Rhinopristiformes; Pristidae.